AUGUCAGGCACGUCCAAGCUGUUCCAAGACAUUGACCGUCAAUACGGUGAUAAGGUGGCCACGAUGAGCGAGGAAGCCAAGAUGCUCGUCGGACUACCCUAUCUCGCCAACACAGAGAAUCUCAUCCGUGCGCGUGUCAGAGCACGUCGUCUUCAGACCGAGUACAACAAGACGCAACCCACCUCGGCGCUGGACGAUCAGACCAACCACUUCAAGCACGGCCAGACGGUUAUGUCGGAAGACCGAAAGCGUCUGCUCUCGGAACUGCUUCAAGUACCGCUCUCGCAGGUGGCCAAUGUGGAAAUCGAACCGCCUCUGUGGGUCGACUAUGGCACCAACAUCAAGCCGGAAGGCGCAUUCUACGCAAACUACAACACCACAAUCUUGGACUGUUCCGAGGUGAGGCUGGGCGACGGUGUGCUGUUCGGACCCAAUGUCAGUAUUUACUGUGGAACCCACUCAGUAUCGGUCAAGGAAAGGAAGGAGGGCUUGGAAAGAAGUUUGCCCGUCAGCAUUGGUAAGGACACCUGGGUAGGCGGUGGCACUAUCAUCAUGGCUGGUGUGACCAUCGGCAGGGGCUGCACAAUUGGCGCCGGAAGCGUAGUUACCAAAAACAUCCCGGAUUGGAGCGUCGCCGCGGGUACGCCAUGCAAAGUUAUGAGGACACUCACCCAAGACGAGCGAGCAUGA
This is a messenger RNA of Mycosarcoma maydis (corn smut), 690 nucleotides long. RefSeq names its product acetyltransferase. NCBI's taxonomy places the organism in Eukaryota, Fungi, Basidiomycota, Ustilaginomycetes, Ustilaginales. Gene Ontology annotation, molecular function: acetyltransferase activity. The record is from RefSeq and is a predicted model, not a curated record. The coding region runs from base 1 to 690 and encodes 229 amino acids. The transcript has a single exon.